AUGUGGCCACCAGUCGACAUGACGGAAAGAGAUGGAAGGUCAGAUGACGAUAUUGAGUUCGCAUUGGAAAAGUACUACGUUGGCGCUCAGCAUUACCUUAUACCAGGUGAAGAGGUCCCUCCAGUAAUGAGAGAUGCUUUUGGUGCCGAUUGGGGACUGAAUGCUCGAGGUAUCUAUUAUCGGCAUUUUUACUCCACCAACUGGGUGACGGCCGGACAUGACUUAUGGCUACCGUCAGUGGACGAUGUGCAUUGGAGCCAUACCAGCGAGGAUGGUCGCCGUGCAAGGGCGGAAAAUCUGCUCAAGCAUAUUGUGAACAACGAAAAUUGGAAAAAGAGCGAAUAUGCUUGGGAAGCAGAUGCCUGGCAAGAUGUUUUCGGUUUGAUGAGAAAUGACAGAUCUUUAGCCGUGUGGGUUGCCCCCGUCCAGUUCUAG
Molecule: messenger RNA, 435 nt
Organism: Penicillium griseofulvum
Lineage: Eukaryota; Fungi; Ascomycota; Eurotiomycetes; Eurotiales; Aspergillaceae
Exons: 2
Coding region: 1-435 (144 amino acids)
Source: RefSeq, a predicted model, not a curated record